CCUCGCCAUUGCCACCUUCUCCUCUUCUAAUAACGCUUCUUCUGUUAUCGCUUUAUAAUGUCUGCCCUUACUACCACCCCUUACGGUUCCUCUGUUUCGGAUGAUAAUUUCCUUGGUGGUGUGGGAGAUAAGUUGGCCGGUCAAGAGGCGAAUUCAACCUCUAACAGUGUUUCAGUCAUGGAGAAAGAGGGAGUAGAAGAGGCGCCGAUGGAUCGGAAGAGAACCGGAAAGGGAAGUAUGGCGAGUGGAAAAAGCAGAGUUAAUGGUGCUGCUGCUGAAAAUAGUACUGGCGAACGUGGCUGCGAAUCUGAGCAUGAGGUACAUAUUUGGACGGAGAGAGAAAGGAGGAAGAAAAUGAAGAAUAUGUUCUCUAGUAUUCAAGCUUUACUGCCUGACCUGCCACCUAAGGCCGACAAAUCCACCAUUGUUGAUGAAGCGGUUAGCUACAUCAAAAGACUUCAACACUCUCUCCAAACUCUCCAAAAACGGAAGCAAGAAAAACUUACAGGCAGUAUAGCAACAUUAAUGACUGAUCAUUUUGAAACUUCCAUGGUCACUCCUGAGGUGCAAAAAGCUAUGCCUGAACAUUAUUCAAAGGAAGCACUUUUGGCUGACCAUCAGGCACAAUCAUCAGAUAACAACUUGAUUGGCAUUUCAGACAUGGCUAAUCGAUUUCCUCAGUGUCUUCCUGCAACUAAUUGCUUUCAGUUUCGGACAUGGUUUUCGCCCAAUGUUGUCAUCAACAUGAAUGGCAAUGACGCACAUUUCAGUAUCUGUUCUGUGAAGAAGCCAGGGCUAUUGUCUACUCUCUCAUACAUACUUCAGAAGCAUAAUUUGGAAGUGGUGUCUGCUCAAGUUUCCUCCACUCAAUAUCAUUGCAUGUACAUGAUUCAUGCCCAUGCGACUUAUACAGUUUCUGAUGAUCAAUUUCUAGAAACAUUAUCUGUGGAGGAAACAUUUAAACUAGCAGCAGGAGAGAUGAACUUGUGGUUAAUGACAUAAUUAUGCAAAGAAAAUAUGGAAUCAGAAGAUUGGUUCAUUUUAAUAUAAUUCCAACUAGAGAUAUCUACUCAACUUUAUAUCUUUCUAUCAGAGA
Carica papaya (papaya) is the source of this 1096-nucleotide messenger RNA. RefSeq names its product transcription factor bHLH95-like. Gene Ontology annotation, molecular function: DNA-binding transcription factor activity; protein dimerization activity. Gene Ontology annotation, biological process: endosperm development; regulation of DNA-templated transcription. NCBI's taxonomy places the organism in Eukaryota, Viridiplantae, Streptophyta, Magnoliopsida, Brassicales, Caricaceae. The record is from RefSeq and is a predicted model, not a curated record.